Messenger RNA from Aspergillus wentii DTO 134E9, 3462 nucleotides. RefSeq lists its product as uncharacterized. The record is from RefSeq and is a predicted model, not a curated record. Lineage: Eukaryota; Fungi; Ascomycota; Eurotiomycetes; Eurotiales; Aspergillaceae. The coding region runs from base 1 to 3462 and encodes 1153 amino acids. The transcript is spliced from 6 exons.
AUGAAGGGAAAAGACAAGCCUGUGAAAAGUAAAAAGUCUGCCCCAAACUUGAAGAAUCGAACUCUCUCUGGUCCUCCCUUGUCGAAUCCAAGGUUACCACGGUUGCCAGAAAUAAAGAGCAAACCUUCUGCACCCAAUCUGAAGAAUAAAGGUUCAGUUCCUAAUGUCAAGAAAAGAAGCACCUCCACGUCUGUGCCUGAGGACGAAAAACCACCCCGGUUACUGCAUCCUUUCGGACCCCCCCAGGACCACAGGGCUAAAUCGAAUCAGGUACAGGAUGGCCCAAGAUUUAUGUCCGUGUCGAAUACUGAAGAGAUAAAACCGGUAGAAUACCGUCGACCUCUUAAGCGAUAUGGCAAAAAGAUCCCAACCAUAAUGGGAAUUACCCCAACCAGAGUGAGAAGACGAAAGGUUGAUGUAAAGGAGUCAAGACCUAAGAGGAUCCUCAAAGCCUUGAAGCACCCGGGAUUCAAGACGAAAUGGAAGGGUGCUGUCGACCAUUUCAUGAAAAUGAAAAUGGUCAAGCAGAUGAACGGGUGUCUCAGGGCUAUGCGAGUCGAGGAAGAGAAGAAGGCUUUGGAAGUUGAGUAUAAGCCACUAUAUCGUUUGAAGGAAGUAAGAAGGGCAUCGGUAUUGUACGACAACUUGCCCAAGCCUAGGAGAAGGCCUUUGUCAAUCAUGGGUAUGGAAAGCGUGAGCAUGGAUGAUCGUCGAAGGCUUUCAGCGCUUUCAAUGUACAGUGAAAGACUUGCGGACUCUGAUGGGUCUGAGUCGACCUUUUCUCCGGGUGCUAGUUCUGGUCAAGGGGCAGAGCCAGUGAAUUUCGACGAGGACUGCUCGCUUCGUGCCUCAAUCGUACCCUUCCAAGAGUGGGCGGCUCUUAUACGUGACGCAAAUCCUUUUUCAGACGAGGUUGCCCAGGAGCCCACCCACACUGAUCCCCCCUCGUUUUUCCCUCCUGACAACCACCUUCAGAACCUCCAAACACAACCAUUUACAGACGAAAAUCCCCAAGACCUACCUUCCCCUACCUCUUCUGAGGUCACCAUCACUCCUUGGAACGUUAAUUUGACGCCCAAGAUGUCUCAAUUUCCCGAUUCCCCGGCACUUGAUCCUUUCAUGGAUCCUGAGAACGUCGAGGACCAGGAAGCGAGCGCCAGCGUCUCCUCUCAGAAAGAAACUGUCAAAAACGCCGCUGGUGAUCAGAAUUCCAGCCUGCCAUCCACCCCAGCGAACGCGUCAGCUGAAAAAGAAGACGCCCACAAUGACUGUUUGUCUCAAACAGAAACAGAAGCAGAGCAAACGCCAUCUGCUAUCAAAAUACCAAAGAGAUCCCGCGACAGCAGCGGAGGCUCUCGGAUCCCUCGAGUUCCUGCUCAGAAGCAAAGCCAUGGAGGGUUUGCUACUUCGCAAAAGGAGGCACGAGUCGCGUCAGAGCACCGCAGCUCAAUCCCAGUUGCUGUUCGUAGACACAGCGCUGAACAACUGGCUACGCCUCAGAACACUCCAAGUGAAAGGUUCGCUGGGGGAAUGAGGGUCAUUGAAAAACCUCUCGGUCCCCGUCCACGUCCUGUAGAGACAAACAACCCCGCGGUUCCGGAGUCCAUCCAGGAGCCAGCAAAAGAGCCGGCCAGUUCAUCUUCGUCCUCCGUGAGCAGCUGGGACCUGGAUGAUCACGAAGAAGAUUUACAGCGCCCUUCAACUGUAUUUACUGGAGAAUAUCGCACUCGCCUGUUCCAUAGAUCUGGACAGACUGGCUAUGGGCCCACACUGAGGGUUGCGGCCAGUGCCGAAAACAUUAUCAUGGGGGCAGAGGACAGCCGUGUCAAGACUGCAAUGGUGACACAGAGAUCGCCAUCAUCGUCCGUUCGAUAUGUGGUGGGGAAAGCCUUGCCUAAGUCUCUGACGCAGCCAAGCGGUCUUGCGAGCCAUCCCGUUGGAGAAAGCUCAAAUUCAAAGGAAGAUGAGAGUUCUCCCGAUCAUCCUCCAGUCACACGCAACUUCUGCAGACCCCAGGUCUCUAUCGAACACAUGCCGAAGAGAGACUUCAGCGGCCGAGAGCUAUCGAUACCGCGCAAGCCUCUUAGCACCAGACCUAGUCCUGCCAACCUUUUUUCUGGAAGCUCUGAGAACCCGGAGUCUAAGAGCACACCCCCUCCUAUUCCAAAGGCCUGGAUGAAUAUUGGUGCUGAUAGCAAUGGAAACUCGUCCUCUGAAGUUAAAGCUGUGGACCCAGCCACGCCCAUGAGAGACAUAUCACAGGAUGAAGACCAUUCUUCUGGAUCUGGUGUCUUAGUCCAGUCAGCCCCAGGUACCGCUGAGAGCACAGCAUCUCUUAAGCCGCACCCACCGCGUUCUUCGUCAUUGCAGGCUAUCUCGGAUUUCUCAAUGCAUUCUGAGUCGGAUUGUGUACCUACGGGCCCCGAUGAAGCACAACUCAAGGAUGCAUCUUACCUUAGAAGAAACGUCACAUUUGACGACAUUGUUGAGGAGAAUCCUGAUAAAGAACAGGCAGUUCAAAAUUUGCACGUUGUCAGGCUUCCUGACUCCAAAAGCACUCGAAUGCUUGACAGUUUCCGAAACAUUUUCUCCAAAACCAAGAGUGGUGCGGAGAAGGGGCGCGGGAAGAAAGAUGAGAGCGUUGAGCCUGCCAGUGCUGCGAGCAAAGACCAGACUGCCAGCAGCACAAAGCGUGCGAGAACUCCAAAUGAGAAGAUUGAUUCGGCUAAGAUUGGUCCCAAGACAAAGACCAAAUAUUCCAAGUUAUCCGACGGAGUUGGUUGGAACAAGAAUUCGCCUAACCCUAAAAGCUCGGAUGAUUUGUCGCCUGUCCUCGUUCCGACUCCAGCUUCGUCUUUAUCAUCCAUUCCAGCACCACUUAGUGCCCGAAUCCUGCCAGAGGACCGCACCCCAUCCUUUGCACGGCCAACGCAAGCAACGCGCACCAAAGCCGCGGUUACUAUCAGCUCCAAAAGCUCAGUCCAGGGAGGCCAAGAUACACGGAGCCGUAGGGCCCAUUUAGUCGCAGCUUCCAAUGGUAGCCCACAGCGUGCGGGACGACCUCAGAAGCGUGUCAUUUCGGCACCUAUUCCAAUCCAGAAGAAUGCAAACCAAACAAGUUCUGGGGUGAUUGAGAAGCCGGGUGCCCUAAUCGGCCAGAAGAAUGGCACACAGGAUGAUGGCAAGCCAUCCGAUUCAGAAGAGAAGAAUGUCAUUAACAUCCGCCGGUGCAUUGAAUCUCUUUGUAACAAAGCCCGAGAUGAAGUGACGCCAGCCAAGAGAGAAAAGUAUCUUCGGUUGGCUUUGUCUCUGCAGCAGCAGAUGAGCAACUACAACAGUGUAGACAAGGAGGCUACCGAGGCCGAGGCAUUGCUCAAUAAGAAGAAAGCUGACAAGGCCAUCGCCGAAAAUGCCCUGUUCGAAUACUUUUCGCAGGUGCAAAUGCAGAUUGACGAAGAAUAA